Hydractinia symbiolongicarpus is the source of this 2085-nucleotide messenger RNA. RefSeq lists its product as uncharacterized. The coding region runs from base 329 to 1873 and encodes 514 amino acids. NCBI's taxonomy places the organism in Eukaryota, Metazoa, Cnidaria, Hydrozoa, Anthoathecata, Hydractiniidae. Gene Ontology annotation, molecular function: oxidoreductase activity. The record is from RefSeq and is a predicted model, not a curated record. The transcript is spliced from 3 exons.
UAAUGGACAAAUACUGAGAAUUUUCAUAAGCUUUUAUGUAAAAAAUAAUUUUACUUUAAGAAAGUAAAAAAAAGACGCAUUCAAGAUUUAUUUUUCUGCAGACGUCAGGAAACUGAAAUCGUGGGUUGUUUAAGAAGGCAUAAAAACAUUUUGCUUUCUGUGUGUGUCUUUUCUGUUUGUUUAUUUGUACAGCACUACUUAAGUCUAUAAAAGUAAAGUAAUUUACGAGCUACUUUAAAAAACGUAGAAACUCUUCUCAGAAAAAAAGUGUUUUAAUCGAGUCUAUAAUUUUAAGUAAAACGGAACUACAAGUUAACAACGGUUUGGAAUGGCAAUUGCAGGCAAAUGUGUAUUAAUAAAUUUAUUCUGCACCAUUUCUGCCAUGACAUAUCUGCCAUUUUCGAUAAAUGGACCUACAUCAUACGAUGAGAAGAUAGUCAUUGUUGGAGCUGGCGCCUCUGGAUUACACAUGGCGUUAUCGUUAAAGGAGAGAGGAUUCAAAAAUGUUGUUAUACUUGAAAAAACAAAAUGGCUUGGUGGUAAAUCUUGGACAGUCCAGCAUAGAGGGGUUGGACAUGAAAUGGGCGCGGUUUAUUUAUCUCCAGACUAUGAAGAUAAUGUAAUUCCUUUAGUUAGGAAAUACACUCCAGGCGACUUAGUAAAAUUGCCAAUAUCUGGGAUCUGGCUGGAUAAUAUGUCGAGGCAAAUACCUUAUGAUCAAUACGUAAUAUUGUAUGCUAUGAAGUAUUUUAAAACAACAAAUGUCACCCUCGCUAAGAUGGGAUUGGUGAAGGCUAUCAUCAAAUAUAUGAAACUUCACGAAACUAUAUUUGGAAAUUAUACAGGAGACUUAAUGCCGGAACCGACACCAUGUGUACUGCACCAAACACGUGGAACGUUUCUAGAUUUUUUGAAAAGACACAACCUUGAAGUAAUGAGUCCAAUUUUAUACGGGGCUAGUUCAGUUCAAGGCUAUGGGCGAAUUAAUGAAAUUGCUUGUCUUUAUGGAAUGAUGUGGAACACGCCAAACUUUAUGAGGUCCUUACUCAGUCGAAUUAGUGGACAAGUUACUAAUAGGACAGGACUCUAUAUGUUGAGGAACGGAUUUGGGAAUCUUUGGAAAACCAUAGUUAGAGAAGAAAAAUUAAAAAUUAUCUUCAAUGUGGACAUAUUUAAAGUUUAUCGCACAAAACAUAAUAACUACAAAGAUGUGUGGAUCAAAUUAAGGGUCGGCAGAAACUCACCUUCUUGGGAAAGAUACGAUUUUUUAAUUUGGAGUCCAGAAAUGAAAACCAGCAUGAAAUAUUGGAGUAACAAAGAAAUAUAUGAUGAACAAUUCUACUUCUCACGAACAAAACCCACAUACUUUACAACCGCUUUAGUUGACACAGAGGGAACUCAAAGGGGACUGUCUGCUGUAGAUUACUGGUUUGAUAACAUUAUCAACAGUACGCGGGAUAGUAGUUUAUGGGCACUAAGAGAUACUUAUGCUGCGCUUCAUGGUUUUGAAGGUGAAAACUACACGAAGGGUUUAUUUCCAUCUGGCAACGAUGGCAAACCAAUACGUUCCACGGUCACAUAUCAAAUGAGUAGCCGGGAACCGUAUUUUUACGAACUACAAAACAUUUUAAGGAACUCUUUAAAGAAAAUCGGAGCAAACAGGGUAGAUAUUUUGUAUAUGAAAGUAUGGAGAUACUUUCCACGCUUUUCUCCUGCUGACAUGGAGAAAGGUUAUUUGUGGAAGGUGUUGGAAAUGCAAGGAAAGUAUGGCAUAUGGUAUAUUGGUUCCUCUGUCUCAUUUGAAAGUGUCAAAUCAGUUAUUGAGUAUAAUAAGUUGUUAUUGAAGAACAUGAAAAUACCAAUAAAAAAGUAAGAAAAUGCUUUUCAAGUAUAUAAUAUUGUUAUAAGAAAAACUAUAAAAGCUAUAAACUGUUGCACAGGAGUUUCCCAAGUUGGACGAAAACAUGGUUGGGCUUACUGAGCAAUCUCUUUUGAAAUUAUAGCCAUCUAUAUUAAUCUAUUAACUUAUUUUAGUUAAAUAAUAAUGUAUGCAUUGUUAAAGACGAAUAUAUAGAUAUACAUUUA